UUGUUAAUGACGUCACUCUGCCAUAUAGGGCUAAAUGAGAGAUGACGAUGACGUUUAUAUGAAAUAUAAAUUAUAAAUAAUAAAUUUAAAUUAGUUUUUGACACAUUUCUUGUUUUGGGGGGAAAAGUGGAAGUCAACUAGAUUUUGAUUUGAUCUAUGACAUUAAAAGCAAAGAAAUUAGACUUAACAUUAAAAACCGACGAAAGCUUUCUUCCUUUCAUUUUUGCGCAUUUUCAGAUUUUCUAAGUUCUAAGAUUUUUCGAAAGGUCUAAGAAUCGCAGAUAAGGCCAUCCAGCGGGCGGGUUCCCGCAUCUAAUUAACCAAAUAAACACAAUGCAUAUGUUUGCACUUUUCUUUUCCCAACGCGCCUGUCUGACGCGUGACGUCACCGGAGCUGCCGCGAGCCGGGGUGGACGCGCUAGGAUCUCGAGCGCCGCGUCGAAGCGCAGCGACAUUUUCAUCUCGUUUCAUUUCCUCUUCAUCCGCAGGCCCGAACGGGGCCGUCUGAUCCCGAAAACCCCGCACCAGCCGCAUGCUCGGAACGAACCGGAGCCCGAGUCCCCAGAAGAGAAGCGGACGCUCAUGCGCGAUAUUCGCCGGCUCUGAUGGUUCUCGUGAGCCUGUGACAGUCAGAGACUCCAGCAUCAGUCUUCAUCAUGUCUGCUCUACAGGGAUCCUGGCCGUCGGGCACCGAGUGUGUGGCCAAGUAUAACUUCCAGGGCAGCACAGAGCAGGACCUGACCUUCACCAAAGGAGACCUGCUGACCAUCAUCGGCGUAACCAAGGACCCAAACUGGUACAAGGCCAAGAGCUCCGUCGGUCAGGAGGGAAUGAUUCCAGCAAACUACGUCCAGAAGAGAGAAGGAGUUAAAUCUGGAGGAAAGCUCAGCCUGAUGCCAUGGUUUCACGGUAAGAUCACUCGUGAGCAGGCGGAGCGGCUCCUCUAUCCUCCGGAGACGGGGCUGUUCCUGGUGAGAGAGAGCACCAACUACCCCGGAGACUACACGCUGUGUGUGAGCUGUGACGGGAAAGUGGAGCACUACCGUAUCAUCUACCACAGCGGAAAACUGUCCAUCGACGAGGAGGAGUACUUCGACAACCUCAUGCAGCUGGUCGAGCAUUACACCAAAGAUGCUGACGGUCUUUGCACACGGCUCAUUAAACCCAAGCUGAUGGAGGGGACGGUGGCGGCGCAGGACGCGUUCUCCAGGAGUGGAUGGGCUCUGAACAGGAAAGAUCUCAAACUCAUUCAGGCCAUCGGCAAAGGAGAGUUCGGAGACGUGAUGGCGGGAGAUUACCGAGGGACGAAGGUGGCGGUGAAGUGCAUCAAACACGACGCCACGGCUCAGGCCUUCCUCGCCGAAGCUUCGGUCAUGACUCAGCUGAGACACACUAACCUGGUGCAGUUAUUAGGGGUGAUUGUGGAGGAACAAGGCAGUUUGUUCAUCGUGACUGAAUACAUGGCGAAGGGCAGUCUGGUGGAUUACCUGCGCUCUCGGGGCCGGACCGUGUUGGGUGGCGAGUGUCUGCUUAAGUUCUCUCUCGACGUCUGCGAGGCCAUGGAGUAUCUGGAGGCUAAUAACUCCGUCCACAGAGAUCUGGCGGCGCGCAACGUGCUCGUAUCCGACGACAACAUCGCCAAGGUCAGCGACUUCGGUCUGACCAAGGAGGCGUCGUCCACUCAGGACACGGCCAAGCUGCCCGUCAAGUGGACUUCGCCCGAGGCGCUGCGGGAGAAGAGGUUCUCCACUAAAUCUGACGUGUGGAGCUACGGCGUUCUCCUGUGGGAGAUCUACUCUUUCGGCCGAGUGCCGUACCCCAGAAUCCCGCUGAAGGAGGUGGUUCCUCGGGUGGAGAAGGGCUAUAAGAUGGACGCUCCCGACGGAUGUCCGGCUGCGGUCUAUGACCUGAUGAAGCAGUGCUGGACGCUGGACCCGGCCGGACGGCCCUCGUUCCGUCUGCUGCGAGAGAAGCUGCAGCACAUCAGAGCCAAGGAGCUUUAUCUGUGAGGAACAUCUCCAACAAACCUCACCGUGCUCCGGACUGGACCUUGAUCUGGACGCUCUCUCGUGACCCGAGGCCCGAGAGAGAGUGUGUGUGUGUGUGUGUGUGUGUGUGUGUGUGUGUGUGUGUGCGCUGCUCUUCUUUGGUUCUGCGAGGAGGUGAGAGAGCAGUGAGGAGGGCUGGUCUUUUCCUCCGCUGCUGUUCUUCUCUCUCGCUCCUGUUCAGCCGUCUCAUGAAAACACACACAAGUCAUGUUUCACGACAAAAUCCGAAGCAGUGUGUCGCAUCAGCAAUAACGUAGCCUGUUCGUCUGGACAUCAAGGGUUUUUGGAAUCGAUAACAACUUUCUCUUUUUCCGAUAUAUUUUCGCUACGCAUACAGAUUUUAUUUUGUAGUUUACAUUAUUCUGUAUUUUUAGUAAAAAAUAAUUGUCACAAAGAUUUUAAACUUAAAUUAUCAUUAAAUUCAUCCAAAUUGUUUUAUUUUAUGCAAAAAUGAUUAUACAUAUAUUUUCAUUCCUCCUUCAGUGGUAGGAAGAAAAAUAUAUACGUUCUCAUCAUCAUAUAAAAGGAUUUUUGUUAUAAUAGCCUGUUUGGAGCAUGGAAUAAAAUCUCACAAUUUAUAUACAAUAAAUUGCUAAAUUUUUAAUGUUGUGGGUGAAACAACAAUCUUCCAAAAGUUGUAUUUUUUUUUUUUUUUUCUUUUAAUUUUUUUUUUACUGCCGUAUUUAUUUUUUUAAUUUUUUUUUUAUUACAGAAAUAAGAAAUAAUUAAUUGGCAUUAUGCAAAAUCUGAAUGCUCCUUCAUGUUUUAAUGCAAGAGUUGAUUUUGUGGUGAAUUGUGAGCUGCACGUGUUCUUCAUGAGAUCCGUCACUGUCAUUGUGUGUGUGUGUGUGUGUGUGUGUGUGUGUGUGUGUGUGUGUGUGUGUGUGUGUGUGUGUGUGUGUGUGUGUCGAAGUGCCUGCUGGAGUUGACAGAGCAGUGCCUGUGUUCCUCUGACAUUUUUUUAUUCUUUUCUUUUCUAAAUGGGUCUUUUUUUUAUGUUUGUAUUUGUUGAUUUGUCAUCUGCGACGAGACGGGGUUUGUGUUCACUAACGCCAGACUGAACUGAGACGAUGAGCUGGGAAACACACACACACACACACACACACACAUCCCAGCUGAGCUCAUGUGCCUGCUCUCUCUCUCUCUCUCACACACACACACACACACACACACACACACACUCUCUCACACACUCCCUCUAGUGGACGGGGAGGGUCAGUCCAUCAGUCUGUUUUAUAUUAAAAUCUAUUUAAGAAGCGAGCUCGACGGACUCAUGCAUGCUCAGAGAGGCCUUGAGUAACGUGUCAGUGCUUUCAGUGUUCGUUGUUUUAAUAUUCUGCCAUGAUUAUGAAUAAAUCAUUCCAUCUGA
Molecule: messenger RNA, 3417 nt
Organism: Puntigrus tetrazona (Sumatra barb)
Lineage: Eukaryota; Metazoa; Chordata; Actinopteri; Cypriniformes; Cyprinidae
Product: tyrosine-protein kinase CSK
Exons: 13
Coding region: 657-2009 (450 amino acids)
Biological process (GO): regulation of Fc receptor mediated stimulatory signaling pathway; protein phosphorylation; adherens junction organization
Molecular function (GO): protein tyrosine kinase activity; protein binding; ATP binding
Source: RefSeq, a predicted model, not a curated record